Molecule: messenger RNA, 8784 nt
Organism: Trichomycterus rosablanca
Lineage: Eukaryota; Metazoa; Chordata; Actinopteri; Siluriformes; Trichomycteridae
Gene: samd4a
Product: sterile alpha motif domain containing 4A
Exons: 12
Coding region: 27-2114 (695 amino acids)
Biological process (GO): nuclear-transcribed mRNA poly(A) tail shortening; negative regulation of translation; regulation of mRNA stability
Cellular component (GO): P-body
Molecular function (GO): translation repressor activity; mRNA binding; protein binding
Source: RefSeq, a predicted model, not a curated record
CCCCCCCCCCCCCCCCCCCCCGGACCAUGAUGUUUCGGGACCAGGUUGGAGUCCUUGCCAGCUGGUUUAAGGGCUGGAACGAAUGUGAGCAGACGGUGGCGCUGCUGUCGCUGCUGAAGCGGGUCAGUCGGACCCAGGCGCGGUUCCUGCAGCUCUGUCUGGAACAUUCACUGGCCGAGUGCACAGAGCUGCACGUUCUCGAGGUAGAAGCCAACAACCCAGCUCUGAUUGGUCAGUGGCAGACCGAGCCGAAGGAGCGUCUGAUCUCCCUGGUCCUGACCCACCUGCCCCUCCUCAAACCGGGCAACAGCGAGGCCAAGAGCGAGUACAUGCGCCUGCUGCCCAAAAUCCUCACCCACACCAUCGAGUACGGCCGGCACCUGGAGGAGAGCAGGCAGCUCCUGUCCUACGCCCUCAUCCACCCGGCCACGUCGCUGGAGGACCGUGCCAAGCUCGCCCUCUGGCUCAACCACCUGGAGGAGCGGGCGGCGACCCGCACCCCCGCCGGAGGAGAUUCGUUAGAGCGAGCGCCCUCCUCUCAUCACCUCUACAGCCAGCACCAGCGCUACGGCUCUGACGACCGGCUCAACGGCUGGCAGGGCUCCAGGGACUCGGGCAUCGCCACCUGGCACUCGCAGCAGCAGCAGGGAUGUGAGAACGGGCACCUGAUGCUCUACCCGUCAUCCUCCGUCCCGGCCACCAUCAACACCGUGGGCACAGGAAGUGGAGGGAAUUCCAUGUUGCAGUCUGCGGGUCAGCACAGUCCCCUGAAGCGCUCGGUCUCUCUCACCCCGCCCAUGAGCGGCUCCUCUCACCCGCUGGGUCACGGCUGGCUCUCUCAGGAAGACCUGCGGGGGCGGGGGGCGCCGCACACCCCCGACCACGCCCCCCUCUCGCCCCAGAGCAGCGUGGCGUCGUCGGGAAGCGGGGGCAGCGAGCACCUGGACGACGGAUCGGGCCUGGGCGUGGCGCAUCGCAGCUCGUUCGUGGAGGAGGGCAGCGGCAUGAGGGAUGUGCCGGCGUGGUUGAAGAGUCUCCGCCUGCACAAGUACGCCGGCCUCUUCUCCACCAUGACCUACGACGAGAUGAUGUCUCUGUCGGAGCAGCAGCUGGAGACGCAGAACGUGACGAAGGGGGCGCGGCACAAGAUCAUCAUCAGCAUCCAGAAGCUGAGGGAGAGGCAGAACAUGCUACGCUCGCUGGAGAAGGACGUGCUGGAGGGAGGGAACCUCCGCGCCCCGCUGCAGGAGCUCCAUCAGAUCAUCGUGACUCCCAUGAAGCCCUUCAGCAGCCUGACCGAGUCUCAGCAGCAGCGGCAGCAGCAGCGCCCCCUGCUGGGCAGCGAGGCGAAGAGCGCGCCGGGCGGAGUGUGCGUGAGCGCCGGGGAGGCCGAGAGCAGCACCACGCUGGUGGCGGAGGGGGACAUUCCCGCUCAGUUCACCCGCGUCAUGGGCAAAGUGUGCACACAGCUGCUGGUGUCCCGGCCGGACGAGGAGAACAUCAGCUCGUACCUGCAGCUCAUCGAUAAGUGUCUCCUACACGAGGCCUUCACCGAGACGCAGAAGAAGAGGCUGUUGUCAUGGAAGCAGCAGGUGCAGAAGCUCUUCCGCUCGUUCCCACGGAAACACCUCUUGGACAUGACCGGGUACCGACAGAUGAGGAGUAGCCGCGGCUUCGGUCAGUCCAACUCCCUGCCCAGCGCCGUGUGCGUGGGCGGCGUGUGCUCCCGGAGGAACCUGCGCCAGUUCCCCGUGCCCUCGCGGAGCCUCCCGGUCGCCCGCCUCGGCCUGCUGGGUACCGCCGGCCUCCUGGGUCACGCUCACACGCCCCGGAGCACCAGCAGCACCCCCACCAACCUGAAACAGGGCCGACAGGGUCUGUGGUUCGCCAACCCGGGGGGCAGUAACAGCAUGCCCAGUCGUACCCACAGCUCCGUGCAGAGGACGCGCUCCCUUCCCGUCCACACCAACCCACACACCAUGGCCAUGUUCCAGCUGGCAGACUUGCAGGUUCCAGCGACUGAGCCGGACAUCAAUAACCGACUGGAGUCUCUGUGCCUCAGCAUGACCGAACACGCCCUAGAAGACGGUGUCGAUCGGACGUCCACGAUUUAGGAGAGAGGACGCUCACCUACGCAACCCAUCGACCAACCAGGGUAAAGAAGACGCCCGGCAGGCUGGCGGGCGUGGUCCGUCCGCUCCCGAGCCUGACCUUUUCUAGGAGGCUGCCGUACCCGAGCAGCCUUAGUCAUAGCCCAUGCCUGAUGGAUAUCGUAGCCAUGGCUUAUUUUUGGGAGGUUAUAAAAAACAAAGGAUAAGAAAUAGAUCCCCAAAGAGGAGUGUGAGUCUGUACCGGCUGAGAUGAAAGCGUCCGGAAGGUUUACGUGGAUACGGGAAUACAGGAAGAUUCCGGAAAUGAGAUCCGCCCGUUUGUGGAGACGGAGCUACUUCUUCAUUCUAUGCUGGAACAACAACAAAAUAAACAUUCAACAACCCGCUGACACACUAUGACGCAAAAUCACAUCUCCCCACAUAACAGUUUACAUUCUUUUUAAAUAUAUUUAUAUAUUUUUUUGGUUUCUGGGAUUCGUGCAAGCAGUUUGGAAUGUCGGAGGAACCAAGGAGGUGAGGGGAGAGCGUGUGGCGCAGGAAAAAGGAAGUUGACGCAGGUGAGGAGAAUGUGAGGUAGAAAGGAAGGGAAGCGGAAUGUCGUAGAUGGAUUUGGGCGUGGCAGCAGGUGGAAGAGAGUGGACGAUCGGGGUUUAGGUGGCUGAAAGUUUGAGGUUGAAUUCUUAUUGCAUGACGGUAGAUAGGUUGCAGAUUGGCUGGUGUGUGUUUGGGCCUGGUCUAGGGUAGGUACAAUACUUAAGGCUCUGUAGUAAUGCCCAGAAUGUUGUAAGUUCCAAUCCCACCACUAUGAGGGUAGCAUUAAGUGAUUAUCUGUGUAAAUAAAGACAAACUGACCAUUAGAGAGGUCACUAACACACUGUGAUGCACCACUAUCAUGCUGGAACGAUUUUUUAGCGUGUUGCUCCACCUAGUGGCCAAAAAACACCUAACACAGCCUCCGUGUUUACAAACAAACAUGCUAACCUGCGUUAUCGUUUUUUAAAAAUAUAUAUAAAUAUAUAAAUGCAUGUUUUUGGGGUGAAAUGCGUCCUGUGUGAUCUGACAGAGAAGCUGGAAUAAUUAAACGUUUUCUAAAAGUAGACGUUUCACCUUACACCUUAAAACAUUCGCAGAUUAGCAGCUAAACGGUUAGCAUGAACUCGGUCCACAAAGCAAAACAAAUUAGCCGAAUUAGUUGCACUUCUUGCAGGUCACGGUGUAAACACGAUGCUUUUAAAGCUCAUUUUAAACACAAAGUGGUUUUAUAAACAAUCACUGUAUGUGUAAAAGUAGCCCUUAUAUUUUUAUUAUCCUUGGGCUUGGGAUCGGCACUGAGAGCGCACUCCUGAUGGCUAGGUGAUGUUUAGCUAGCGUAACACACCACAAAAUGCAAAUAAAAAUGCCUCUUUUAAAAAAAAAUAAAAGUCCUAAGAGAUACAGCUAAACGUUUAGCUGGCUUGUCAAACCACAAUCAGCAAUAUCAGUGAAUACGCCAGUAGGCUGGUGGCUAGCUAAUUAGCCAGCUGUGUAUAAUAUAUUAUAAUAUUAUAAUAAAAUACGGCGGUCUACAUGAAUAAACCUUCUCAGCUAAAGUCUUGAUAGCGAGCACAGUGCUACAAAUAUCAACUUUAGCUCUAUUUUAGCUGUACGCUGAGAUCUACACUAUAUAUGCGCUAUACGGGACUUUCUAAGCCACCCAGACUACAAAUAAGACUUCAAAAUGUCAAUGAAGUUUACAGAAUGAGUUUACAGUUACAGAACCGUAUCCGUGUUCUCUUAUUUGGGAUUUUCUUUCAAUGACUGACUUGAUUACAGAAUAAAAACACUAGCUAUACAUGAAUUGGGACAGAGCCGAAGGUCAGUCCGCAUCCGGGAAGCUUAGCUUUAGCUGUUUUUAGCUGUUGUUUGUUUGGUCUCAUCCUGAGAUCAGCGGCUAGCCUGUUAGCUUUUACAUUUGUAGCUGUACGGCGUGGAAUAAGCUUUUCAGCUCAACUCGGCUGAUUUUCUGCAUGGAUGGGAGAAUUACGUAUAGAAAUCAAAAUCUAAAGAGUUGUUUAUCUAAUUCAGGGUGCUUACACACGCUCGUCAGCGAGCGAGGGUUUGUAGAGAUUAGCUGGAUUUUUUUUAUACGUAUAUAUAUCGUAGUAUCGUGUUCGUCCCGCACUCGGUGCUGUGAAAUGCUGAGACAUCAAAAGUAAACGGACGUUUUCGUGCAAUAGGUCCAGCGUGGUGGGGAGAAAUGUGCCUGCAGGGCCUGAGCGACACUACAAACACGUCUCAAGAUAGAUCCCACCAGCAGAUACACUAUGUGGCCGAAAGUAUUUGGACACCUGACCGGGAGGUGAUCUUGUCAGCUAGAACAACAGACACUCUAUUGAGGAGGCUUCUCACAAGACUUUGAAGUGUGUCUGUGUAUGGGAAUUUGUGCCCGUUCAGUCAAAAGAUCACCGAUAUUGGUCAUGUUGAUGUUCCAGUUUAUUCCAAAGCUGUUUUAUUGUGUGGCUGAAACACAUAAAUUCAAAAAUUACAUGUGAUGUCCCAAUACUUUUGUCCAUAUAGUGUAUUAUUACAGGGAAAGGAAGUGUGUGUGUGUGUCUUGCUGGCGUUUCACAGUGCUUAAACCGUGAUUGGCUGAAUGCUGUGGCUGCUCCUGUAUUUAGGGGCCCCUACAGUAAAUACUUGGGCGUCUGGCGUCCGUUUCUUACAACAUAAAAACCGUGAUUUGUAUUUUCAUCAAGCUCACAGACGGACAGAAACGCUUCAGGAUCAGAUCAACGCUUGGGUGGGGCAGCAGUGAAAAACGGCAGCACACCAGAGCUGUCAGCUCUGCUACCGGCCAGCCAGGCGCCUAUUCUGACUUUGAUUAGCUCGUCCGAGGGUGAAUAUUCUCAAAACUGCUGCAGUCAUGACCUCUAGUGGUUGAUUGAUGGCACUGCAGAGACGGGGGAUAACAGAGAUCGGUGCGUGACUCUCCAUGCACGAUACUGAUCUCUGUAUGAACCUCGCACAUGUGUGUGAGAGUCACGGCUCUCUUUGGGAAUUGGAUACGCCUGGAUUGGGAGGAAAACUGGGGCAAUUACAGACUUUGAGAGGGUAAAUCAGACACACACAGACUCACAGCUAUACACACAAUAUAAUACAGUACUGACACGUUUGUGAAGCGUCUGUGUGGCGUGUUCAUUAGGUUUUGAUUUUGGAGAUGGUUGAUCUGGAUUAGUCCACGUAUUUUUUCUAUUUUUGUUGAUUUUAGUCUUUAAGGAAACGAGACGUGUCCUUUAUUUAAACAAAAAAAAAAACAAGCAUGUUUUAUAAUGUGUGUGUGGGUCUCAUACGAGUGUACGUACAGCCACUCGACACUGCCAUUGAAAUGAAUCCUAUUAUCAGAUUCAGAUCAUUAUUUAUUCUUUUGUUGUUUUUCUAUUGUUGUCGGAGCGCUCGUGGUAUUCUUUAGAUGUAUUAUUUAAGAUACCGUAUGUAUUAACUCGCUAUGGCUGGUAACCAUAACUACAUCUCAUAUCAAAUUAUUUUUGUUGUUUCUGAUCUUUUCAUCUUGAAUUGUAUUUUAUAGUUAUUAUUGUUUUUCUUGGCUGAUUUUAUUUUAUUAUUAUUAUUUGUAUUUUUGUUUUGUUGGAUUGUGUAAGUUCCUGCUUUGGGAACUAGGCGCUCAGAUUGCAGGUCGUACGGUGCGGCGUUGGAGUUUAACCUUUAACAUUCAGCUCAGUCGAGAUCAUACGUGUACGUCACCGUUAUUCAGCGGAUUCACUUGCCUUCACACACACACACACACAUGUUGUCACAGAAGCCGGUGCGUGUGUGUGUGUGUGUGUGUGUGUGUGUGUGUGUAGAAGCUGAUCUGACGUGUUUAACCUGAAACGUUACCUACCAGCUCUGAUCAAAAAGUUCCAGCUUGCAUUAUUACAGACACAAAGAUGAAUGCAGACGGUCGUAUGCAGACUUUCGGACGCCCCUUGGGGUUGAAAUUAAAUCUGACGUUAAAAUAAAUGCAUGAAUUUAUUUUUGUGCAUUUUAUUAAUUCAUUCAUUGAUGUUGAGCACAUUUAGCACUUACUACAAGACCAGCAGACGUGAAUCGUGAUCCUUAUGUUGGUUCACUUGUUGGUCUGUUUGUUUGAUACAAUAUCAGCAAACAAUAGCAAACUACUUAAUUUCAUUUGUCCGGAUUAUCAUUUUACUAUCAUUUUUUUUACGAUAACACCACCAGCAGGGGAAAGCAGUGUAACAGUAAUGUUUUGUGACCUGUUUGACACAACCCUCCUCCUUUAUCCGGGCUUGGGACCUGCACUAAGAGCGCACUGACAAGCUACAGUGUUCAGCCACCCUUCCCACUCGGAUAUGAGCUGGCCGAUAGCACAGUUGAGAUUCGAACCCUGUGUCUCAAUAGUAGUGCGCUGGAGUACUUUUACAGCUAUGCCACCCGAGCGCCUAACGUUCGGCUGCUCCUGUUAUGGAUGCCAUGCAACUUUGUGCCUGCAGGGCCUGAGCGACAAUACAAACAACAGAUGUAAAAUGUACACGGUCACGUCUCAGGAUAGAGCACAUCCAAAUAUACGUUAUGUGGCCGAAAGUAUUCGGACACCCGAUUUAAACAUUAAUGUUAUAUAUAAUAACCACAUGAGCAGUGGUAGCUCAGUGGUUAAGGUACUUGACUAGUUAUCCAAAGGUUUCCAGUUCAAGCCCCAUCACUGCCAAGUCGCCACUGUUGGGCCCCUGAGCGAGGAUCUCAACCCUCAGUUGCUCAAAUUGUAUUUAAUGAUAAUUGUAAGUCGCUUUGGAUAAAAGCGUCUGCUAAAUGACCUCUUUGUGAUCUAUUGAGAAGGCUUCUUACAAGACUUUAAAGUGUGUCUGUGUAUGGGAAUUUGUGCCCGUUCUGGGAUUCGAAGCCCCGGUAGAGCGGCUCUUAGGUUCUUUCCUUAUAGUUUCCACAUUUAUUAUGCGUCCUUCUUAAAUUCUCUGAGGCGACAGCAAAAGGAAUGAACGUAUUAAUGCUAAUCAACCGGAUUUCUGUUAGUUAGUGUUUUAUAAAGCAAACAGUGAGCAGUACAGCAAAGCCAAAGCUUGCAAUAAUCCUUCAUAUUUUUUGGGACAGGGUAUAGUGGGCUACUUUUACAGCCGUGCCACCCGAGCUCCUAACGUUCGGCUGCUCCUGUUAUGGAUGCCAUGCAACUUCGGGUGUUUAUGAGCCCAGUCUGGGAUUCGAAGCCCCUUGAGAGCGAGAGGUUAAUAAUCCUUCAUAUUUUUGGGGACAGGGUACCUGGUGUGCUUCUGACGGACCUCUGUGUAGCUCAUUCCUUCUGCAGAAGAGCUUUUUGAUCAGAACUGAAUGUGUAAUAUGUUUAUAUGUAAACACAACCGGGGUGCAGAUGAUCUUUGACCCGAGUUUAACCGAAACCAAAGUCUGUGUUUACUUCCAUCCUAUAUAGAUAUAUUUACAGUAUAUACAGUAAAUAAGACUUCUGUACAGUAUGGUUAUCAUUCGGCUAAAACUACACGUCACCUACAGAUCUACGUACUGGUGUGUGUGUGUGUGGGUGUGUGUGUGUGUGUGUGUGCAGGAUAUAAAACACAAGCAUGAUUUAUUUUUCUUAUUUUUAUUUCUAUUUUUGAAUGCUGGUUUGUUCCUUCUCAGCUGCACACGGUGAAAAGGAGCGACGCCCUUUCAUAUUCCAAAGUGUUUGAUCUGAAUUCUGGUUGUUUAGUUUUAUACUGGCGCUGUGCAUUAUUACCGCUUUACUGUGUCCUGUAAUUACACCCUGUUACCCCGAGAGCCGAUGUCCUGUAUUGACUGCAGGCUUACAUUUAUAAUAUUUACAGCUAUAUUUUGAAAAUAUUGUAUGUUUCAAAAAAAAAAAAGAAUGCAAAAAUGAGUAAAAAAAGUUAUUUAUAUAUAUUUUAAAUGCAUGUCAGGCUGAAAAGUCGUAUUUAGAGUAACAAACGGCAGUGCCUUUUUAUAGCUGAUAAGUAAAGGAUUUUAUAUGGAUUUAAAAAGCAAAGCUGGAAAAUUAACAGUCAGGAAGUUUAAUCCAGACGAACGUGGGAUUUUUUGCAGAUUUACAAGCCGCCUCAGCGUUCGUGGCCUCGUCUGCCAUGAACACUUCAGUACUCUGUAGGUACUUUUAAUGCUGAUAUGAAGUUAUGACCUGUUAUGAUACUGUCUGUUCAACAAUCAGAUGUAUAUAUCUAUACAUUUCUAUAUAUUUGUACGUGUCCUUGUGUGUGAUGUUUGCAGGAGAAUGAAACGCGCCGUCGUUUGUACACAGACGUUUAUAUAAAACGUACGUUUAACGAUUUUGGGGACUUGAUUUUGCAGUCGAGCGCUUCUAAACGCUUCAGUUUGCACCGCAGAUGAACCUUUAUUAAGACAAAACGAAGCAUCUUAUUCUCCGGAUUUGUAAACGAGGGGAAACACAGAUCCACGUCGGGUUUAGUCUGUAUUGAAUCCAGCAUCAGCUGCUGGCUAAUGAUUUCAGCGGAGCCUCUGAUUGGUCGAAUUCGUAUGAAUGUGCGAGUGUUCAUGUUGAGUGUGGACGCUCAGUUUGUUAUUCUGUAAGAUUGUGUCAAUAGAAUAUUUUUCUUAUUUGUUUUAUGGCGUCUGUGUUCAAUGCUUGACAUCUUUGUAAUAACCACAGACGAAAAGUAUUAAAGAGUCCUUAAAAACA